AGACGAUUGAGUUUCAACCACUAAAAAUUAUAGAAUAAAAAGUUUUGUAGUGUGUGGAAGUGGAUUAUACUUGUUAGAAUGAAGCGCGGAAGCCGCAUAAAUAAUAAAAACCAUAGUAGAUGGUUAUUUACACUUAUAACAUUGGCUUUGGUCUACUGUCUCUAUGUAGAACAGGUCGUGGGUUUACCUUCUGAUGCAUCCAAGAAUACUUGGCCUACAUUUCCACGAAGAAAUAUCGCAGCUCUAGCUAGAGAUGGCUAUCUUAAGAGUAUGACAUCUGGUAUUAAAAGAAGUAUUUCAACGCUGGCUAAAAAUGGACAGCUCCCAACGUUUAGAUCGCCUUACGACGAAACUGACAAACAGGAGCAAGACGAUGAAGAAGUGCAAGAGAAAAGGAACCUGGCUUCAAUUGCGCGGCUUCGGAGCUAUUCGGCAAUGAAAAGAAACGUACAAUCACUUGCAAGAGAUGGUUACCGUUUCGGACGAGGUCAAUACAGCCAGUCGAAUGAGAAACGCAAUAUUGCUGCACUUGCACGAAAUGGCUUAAUUCACAAAAGGGAUGAAAUUAUGGGUGAUGAAUAUUAUUUUCCAUUUUACCAAAACCCUGUACCGCCAUUAACUGAAAUAGACGGGCCACUUGAUUUCAAUGAAGUGUAUGAUUUCCAACAAUCUAUAAAUCCUGAAAUGCUGCCGCCACUCUCACAGGUUUUUAAACGUAGUGAUGUUGGAUUUUUUCCUGAUUCAUUAAAUACUAAAAUGGAUUACGAUGGUAACUGGUAUCUUAAGCGCGGUGCUGUUGGGAUGCCAGCACAUGGACUUUAUAGACCAAUUUACAUUGAAACCAAUGGAAACACGAGAAAUAAAAGAUCCAUAUUUUCUCUGCCCGAUGUCCUUGAUCGUAAUGAUAUUUCCCUACCAGAAGAUUACGAGAACGACAACGAUGAUAAAAGAUCAGUUGAUGAAGAUGAUCUCGAUGUAAAGCGUGAAAAAUUCGUAAAGCGUCAUAUUGGCUCAUUGGCUCGGUUAGGUUUAUUGCCUUCAUUUAGGUUUUCGGGUGGCCGCUACAGUAGGUCUGGAAGAGCUAGACUGCUUUUACCUAGUCAAGAAUUAUACAGGAAGCAUUCCGCUGACGAGAAUUUCGGGAUUAGGCAAUAUAUCGCUGAUUCCGAAGUUGACGCAGCCAUCGAUUCAGACGACUCCAACCUACCGUCGCCGCCAAUACCUGCUAACUCGCACCCGACCGGAAGGUACCUCCACCGUUCGUUGAGCAACGAAAUACCUAAUACCCCUUUACCACAAUCUCCUUUGUCCCUUUCUUAUUCCAACACCCCGAAGGACCCCUGGCAGAUAAAGGAAAACCCGAAGUUCUAUUAUUUUAGGUCUCUCAAAGUUCCAUACCACGCUUCAGACAAGAGAUAUUUGCUUCUUCCCGCUGUGGAUAAUAUUCUAUUGAGGAAGUCGUACCGCAACAGCAGUCUUCCUAGCCGUCGUAAAAAUCAGUAGCUAUGCGGCUGUAAGUCGGGUGGCUCAAAGUCACGCGGCUUAUAAUGAGCCAAAUCAUGUCAACCUGGGGAUACUAAAUUUCAUCAGUCAAUUCUAUAAGUGUUAAUCCUUUGAUAACCUUAAACCAAGAUUAUUGAUUGAAAUUUUAGUAUUUUCAGGAUUAAACUUUUUGGACUCAUCCGUUUGAGAACGGCUUCGUUGUAGGGCAAAGAAAAAUUAUAUUUUUAAAUUAUAUAAUAUUUUAAUUCAGAAAGCGGGAACCUUUUGAUGCUUUUAACUCAGACAAUAACACUUGGUGUACUUAUAUUGAUGUUAUAAUCUAUUUAAGGUAUAUAGAACUGCGUUACGCCAAAAUAAAAGGCUAGCAGUUAGGAUAAUUCAUACUAUAAAUAUUAAAUGACAAAUUGUAACCAAACUCUUUUAUGAUGUCAUUUUAGAUUUUAAAAUAAAAUAUAUUAGGCAUUGUUGUCAAUCGCAAAUUAUGUGUACCUAUUAAUGAUAUAAAAAUUUGAGAUUAGUCUUCUAUCAUGAAACGAGAUAAAAUAUUAUAAAAAUAAAUUCCAAAUUAUUAAAGAGUUCUAAUGUCUACCAUCUUGCGUAUUGCGGCAUGGUCUCUUUUCUGACUAGAAUUAGCUGUGUUUGACAAAUAAAUAAUAUAAAAACGUAAUAUAUAUUUUAUUAAAUAUUGUAGUAGGCAAAUUAACUUGUUAUUUAAGAUUCCUGUUUGCGAAUAACUUCGACAAUAAAAGCAACUUUCCGUGAUCAUAUUAAAUAAAGAUUUUGAGACAUUUAUACUGUAGUAUUCUUUCAUAUAUCCUUUUAAAGUUGAUAAGUAGUGACCCGGUCUUGCAGUAGUUGUUUAUAGUAGUAAAUUAAAUAUAGAAAAAAAAUCACCAUGAAAGUAACUAUGACAUCUAUGACUACUUAAGAUUUAGUCAAAAUUAAAUCACAAAUUGACUAUUCUUUCUUCUAAAACUUACGGAAAUUUCCGCGCACAAUGAAUAUAGGAAAAAAACCUUUUUCUGUCAAACAAUUCCUCCACAAAUUAAAACAAAUAUUGUCAUUAUAAAUAAAAUGCAUUAAGAGUAGUGAUAAAAAAUAAAUAUAAUUUAGUAGCAAUAAACAUUUAUUUAAACAAUGAAACACUAAGCCGCGUUACAUAAUUCGUGAUACGGUUGUGGAAACUGAAAAAACAAAA
Messenger RNA from Danaus plexippus (monarch butterfly), 2701 nucleotides. It is a transcript of the gene Nplp1, whose product is annotated as neuropeptide-like precursor 1. The record is from RefSeq and is a predicted model, not a curated record. The transcript has 6 exons. NCBI's taxonomy places the organism in Eukaryota, Metazoa, Arthropoda, Insecta, Lepidoptera, Nymphalidae. The coding region runs from base 79 to 1503 and encodes 474 amino acids.